CUUACAGCCAUAGCAACAGGAGCUUGCAGCUCUUUGUGCACUGUUCGAUUUGUUCACUUCGACGAUACCGGAUUCAUAUUCUGCGUAAGAAGAUCGAAAGCCAGACCAAGUGAUCGGGGCCGGCCAAGAGGAGAGCGAUGGGGAGGAUUUUAAUUUGCGUUGCAUUCUUCGCCGUUUUACUUCUAUUUGUUUCUGCUAAGAAAUCCCGCGAUGUUACGGAACUGCAAAUCGGUGUCAAGUAUAAACCAGAGACUUGUAGCAUUCAAGCUCACAAAGGAGAUAAAGUUAAAGUGCAUUAUCAUGGGAUGCUUGUUGAUGGGAGUGUAUUCGACUCCAGUUAUGAAAGAGGUGACCCUUUUGAGUUUGAACUUGGCAGCGGUCAAGUAAUCAAAGGUUGGGACCAAGGGCUGCUUCGUAUGUGCAUUGGUGAGAAAAGGAAGCUAAAGAUCCCUGCAAAGCUUGGCUAUGGCGCCCAAGGAUCCCCUCCCAAGAUCCCUGGAGGAGCCACACUGGUUUUUGAUACUGAACUUGUAGCUGUCAAUGGAAAAACUUUAACCAGCGAUAAGAAUACAGAAGGAGAUGAAGAUCUGUAAGUUCUAGACUUGUUGUGGCGAUAUGCUUUGGAGUUUCUGAAUGAGAAUAUUUUUUUUUAAAUGAUUUGAGUAUUAUCAUAAAACUUAUUGCCAAAAGCCAAUGUAAUGGUUGGCAGGGCGUCAAUAAAUAAUUUUCGAACUUGUUCUUGAACAUUAAGGUUCAUUAACCCAUUUAUUUAUUAAACGAGUCAAA
Dendrobium catenatum is the source of this 786-nucleotide messenger RNA. RefSeq names its product FK506-binding protein 2-like. The coding region runs from base 138 to 593 and encodes 151 amino acids. Gene Ontology annotation, molecular function: peptidyl-prolyl cis-trans isomerase activity. Gene Ontology annotation, biological process: protein peptidyl-prolyl isomerization. The record is from RefSeq and is a predicted model, not a curated record. The transcript is spliced from 6 exons. Lineage: Eukaryota; Viridiplantae; Streptophyta; Magnoliopsida; Asparagales; Orchidaceae.